GAAAGAAUCGAAUUGGUUGGGCUCGACCUGACCAGUAGGUUCGUCGAGGGUGAUUCAUCCCUUCGGCAAACCCAGACUAAAAAAUAAAAUAAAAAAAUCCCUUCGGCAAACCCUAAUCCCCAAAUCGAAACACCCCAAGCCAUGGCGAAGCGCCGCCUCCUCGGCUCCAGCUCCGUUGGCCGUCCCGGCCACGUCCUCCUUUGCACACGUGGGUGGCGCGCUAGCAAGCUGGACGUUGUCCGCUGUAUCACCGCGCGCACCACAACGGAAGCUAUGGGAUCCAUGAAGGUGACAAUCCUCAUCAAAGAUCUGCCACCGCUCUCCUACUUCCAUGUUAGCUGCCCCGACCUCGAAGAGGACCACUUCACCCAAAGCCCGGAGAUCCUAUGGUCGUCGGAGUACUGCAUCCUCUUCCGUAUGUUCCCCCGUUCCGGCCGACCACAGUUCUUCAUCUGUAGGGACGAACAGCCCGGGUGCAAGCCGUCGCUUGAUCCGCUCCCUCAACUCGACUCGCAUUUGGCUAGUGAGAGCAUUAGUCCAUACCUCGUCGGGGUCGUUCCCGACUUCGACAGCCAGAACUAUGUCUUGGCCGCUUUCCGAAUGGAUUGUGUUUCACGGAUAUACACACUCCACGUCUUCAGGUCCAAAGGGUCUGUCUGGAGCAAACAUAUUCUUGCCAUCGAUCUUCCUUCCUGGAUAUAUACGAUUCGUCCAGGGCUUUUUCCGGAUAAGGUGAUUGCCUUAGGUGAAGAGGUGGGCUAUGUCGAUCUCUGGAAAGGGAUUCUCUUCUGCAACGUGCUCGAAGAACAGGUGACGGCACGUUUCGUUCCAUUGCCUGACCCACUACCAAACAAUCAAGAAUACUACGACGAAUUUUCAUCAAUUGAAAUACGCGAUGUCACAUGCACUGAAUCCCCUGAUGGCUUCAUAAUCAGAUGUGUUGAGAUGGAAGAUUUAUUCAGUUCCACAACCACCAUCCCUGAAGCCAAUGUAAUAUUUGAUUCUGAUGUUGAUCCAACCAAGAAGGUGGUAGAACCCGAAUGUGUUGGCUGGAGGCUUGUGACAUGGUAUAGGGAGACCUCUUGGAACUAUUGGUCCAAGGAGCAUGUAGUUAAUGUUGAUGACCUCGGAGCUGACUGGUUGCUUCCUUCUAAUCCAUCGUGCGUGCAAUCUUCUUUUCCCAUCCUGUGUGGUGAUGAUGCAGUUUGCCUCCUCUCCAUGAGUGAUGAUUCGGAUGGUGAUGGUUGGAUUGUCACUAUUGACAUAGAGAGGAAAAAAGUGAGAGGGAUAAUAGAAUCUUCUUGUGACCGAUACAUGCUUUUCAGCUCAGCCAUUUCCUGUGCGUCAAAGAAAUAUCCAGAUGUCUCAGGUUCGAUCAUGUCCGCGCCACCGCCCACCCCCUCCCUUUCGCUGCCGAUUGCCUCUUCGUCGUUGAUGACCACCGCGGCCAGCACGCCGUCCCUGAUCGGGCCGGUCUCCUCCGCCGCUUGGACGCCAUCCGCGCCCGCCCCCGCCAUGCUCACCCCGGAGGAGAUGACGGCGGCGCUCCGGGACCUGACUCAGGCGGUCCAGGGCAUCUGCACCUUCCUCGCGGGGCACUAUGGGCUGCAGCCGCCCGCCCCCGUCACCACCAUCACGGGGCCGCAGCAGCUCCCGUGGCAGCCGCCAGCACCGGCGACCUCCGUCGCAUCCAUCAUGCCGCAGCCGCCGCCGCCACCGCCGCCACCGCCACCGGCGAUCUCGGGGCUGGGCCUUCCGUCGACGGCGCCCGGGGUGCCCAUCCACCAGGUCCGUUUUCCCCCAUCGCCAUCUCCGCUACCGGCCUGGCUCGCCGGGUCCAUCGAGCCUGUCUACACGAUGGCCUCAGGACAGCCGCACGUGCUGUCACCGCCGGCGCCGCCCCCGACCAUGCAGUUCGGCGGGUCCUUGGGUGCCGCGGGUCCCUACGAUGGUGUGGAUGGGCCCCUUUUCCAUGGCGGUACUCUGCAGCCCGCACACUCGGCGCCGUCGCCCUCGCGGUUCCGCGCGGGUGACACAUACCCGCCCGUCGUCCAUGCUCAGCCACCGCCGAGAUUCUCCAAGCUGGAGUUCGCGACCUACGACGGCACCGUCGACCCCCUGAAUUUGCUCAACCAAUGCGACCAAUUUUUCAGGGGGCAGCGCACGCUCGCGUCCGACCGCACCUGGAUCGCCUCCUAUCAUCUACGAGGCGCCGCCCAGACGUGGUAUUACGCCCUCGAGCAGGACGAGGGCGGCAUGCCACCAUGGGAGCGUUUCCGCGAUCUGUGCCUCUUGCGCUUUGGUCCGCCUAUACGCGGGAGCCGUCUGGCAAAGCUUGGGCGUCUUCCGUUCCUCACCACAGUGCAAGACUUCGCCGACCGCUUCCAGGCACUGGCGUGCCAUGCCCCCGGCGUUUCGGCUCGUCAGCGGGCUGAGCUCUUCGUCGGCGGCCUACCGGACCACAUCCGCGUGGACAUGGAGAUGCGCAGGCCACAUGACCUCCAGACGGCCAUGUACUAUGCCCGCGCGUUCGAGCGCCGCGCGGUGGCCACCCAGCAGGCGUCACCGCCCCGGGCCGCUGGGCCGCCACCCUGGCCGGAAGUUCCCGCGCAGGGUCGGCCUGCUCAGGCUUUCGCGGCGCCCCUCGCCGCGACUGCGGCACGCCCGUUCCGCCGGCUCACCCCGGCCGAGCAACUCGAGCGUCGCCGCCAAGGGUUGUGCUUCAACUGCGACGAGCCCUACGUGCCCGGCCACGUCUGCCCGCGACUCUUCUACCUGGAGGCUGCAGACUACAUUGAGGAGGACACCGCCGCCGCCGGGCUCGGCGACCUGCCCGCCCCAGCUGACGCAGAGGUGUUUGGUGCCCGUUGAUCACCCCGAGGAAUUCCGCAAGCGCUUCCCCGCCUUCCAGCUCGAUGACAAGUUGUUUGUGCAGGCAGGGAGAGAUGUUAUGGUCGGCAUAUACUACAGCCCAGGCAGUUAGGGGCUUGGCCCAGUUAUCUUAUCAUUAUUAGGGGCUUAGCCCAGUUAUCGUAUUUGGAGAUUAUUUAAACUCAUGUAAGGACUCAUUUGAAGUUAAGCAGAAGCAAUCAUAUUUGCUCGGCUUCCUGAAGGGAGCCGGGAGACCUAACCCUAGCCGCCUCCUCCUGCGCCCUCUCUCUCUCUGUCGCGACGGCGCCCCAGCGCCGGCGACCUCGCCUUCCUCCACGCCAAGCCCCCUUCCACCCCUACAACCUACGAGCUAGACCCGGUAGGAACCCAACUCCUACCAGUAACGGUUUUCUGCUCGCUAUGCCUUUUAGAUGGAGGUCCUCGUCUGUUGAGCAAGACCUCGUCUAUUGAUGCCGAUGGAAACAAGAGAACGAAAUGUGUUUUAGCUGCCAGAGGAGGGCCACCAUAGUACCUCAUUCAAUCCUCAUCAGGUCAAGUAACAUUCAUGAAGCUUGUGUUGUAGUAUUACUUGAAACACCCGCCAUAUAAACCAUAUCAGGCGUAGUUGAUCUUUAAUCUUGAUGCUAAUGUCUUCAAAUAGAAAGUGUAUCUGCAUUAUUCUUCAUGAAAGUUGUCAGCCAUUGCACCUGCCAAUGUGUGUAUAUUUCAUGUCCUACUAUUAUUCCCUGUGCGGAAAUUAUAGGCU
This is a messenger RNA of Triticum aestivum (bread wheat), 3637 nucleotides long. RefSeq lists its product as uncharacterized. NCBI's taxonomy places the organism in Eukaryota, Viridiplantae, Streptophyta, Magnoliopsida, Poales, Poaceae. The transcript is spliced from 2 exons. The coding region runs from base 142 to 2871 and encodes 909 amino acids. The record is from RefSeq and is a predicted model, not a curated record.